Messenger RNA from Cylicocyclus nassatus, 4167 nucleotides. Lineage: Eukaryota; Metazoa; Nematoda; Chromadorea; Rhabditida; Strongylidae. The record is from the annotation of a GenBank genome assembly.
UUUUCAGCUGACUACCGUGUCAACGUCCGUAUUUACUCUGCGCCUCUCUGCUGCUCCUCACUUCGUUCCGGCAAAAGUGGGCGUGUCCAGCGGGGCGUGACCGUGCGAGAGUGUAGAGAGCGUGCGUCCGAAGUGUAGAGCACGCUAGACGCAGACAGCAUCGGAGCCGUGGUCAGAGACGCAGAGUGGGCUGAGCCGGGUGGCGGCAAGAGCGCGCGAAUGCCGGCUGCUGCUCGUCGCGGCGCACGACUCUAGCGAGGCGACUCUAAAUGCGACGCUGGCUGUGCUGGCUGACAGCGGCUGCGACAUGUGUGGCGCUACUCGCGCAACACUUUGCCGUAUCGCCGCCGAUCGUCGAUUCGCAGCUACUACAGCAACACGUUCUGCAACAAGAGGAUUGCCCCGAGCGAUGUCCUGUAUGUAAAGAACCGCUGUGCGAACAUACUGUACUCGACCAAUGCGGGUGUUGUCCGGUAUGCGUUCGACAAGAAGGCGAUAUAUGUGGCGCAGAUGCGGGCGUCUGUGCUGCACAUCUACGAUGUACACAACAAAAUGAUGAGAAUGAACACGGUAUCUGUACAGAAAUGUUUCCCGAGCGAUGUUUGAAAGCUCAGUGUUCGGUCGUAUUUCAUCCAGAAUGUCCGUCAGACUCUCGACUCGUCAUACUUCCGCCACCACCUGGUGAAUGCUGUGGGCGACCAGGCACUUGCCAUUGUGAUCAGCAGAAGUGUGAAGCAUUUGUCCCGGUUUGUGAACAAGGCAUGGAACGAGUAUUAGUAAAAGAAGGUGGUCAUCAGCCUGGCUCAUGUUGUGAUGUAUUUGAAUGCCGGAAACGAGAGCUUCGUUGUGAAUCGGUACAAUGUCCUUCGCAUGUCUUUGACGAGGACGAAGGCGUUGAUUGUCCGGCAGACAGUGUUCGUCCGGCGGAACACGUUCCAAAUGGCCUAUGCUGUCCGGUACGACCAGGAUGUCGCUGUAGAGCAGCCGUAUGUCGUCCAGCCGUUUGUGAUGAGGGCAAAAAAUUGCGUAUCAUCCGGAAGGGCACCGGUACACCUGGACGAUGCUGCGACGAGUGGACCUGCGAUGACGAUCCGCAGCCUUUGUCGAAAUCUUGCAUUCGAGAUGGAAAGACGUACUCAGAUGGAGAAGAAUGGCAUACAUCAUCAUGUGAAGUUUGCCGAUGUAAGAAAGGAGUUGCCGUUUGCAGUAAAAUGUCAUGUCCGAAAACACCGCCACAAUGCUCAUGGAUUGUCAUCCCAGAAGGAGAAUGCUGCCCGAUUUGUGUUGGUUGUCAAACAGAAAAAUUGGAAAAGAAAAGAAAAAAUGAAACGUGGCAGAAAGAUGAUUGCACUACAUGCACUUGUUCGGAAGACGGAACACCUAUAUGCGAAAAGCAUAUGUGCCGUACAGAAUGUGAAAAUCCUCGUAAGGUGGAAGGACAAUGUUGCCCUGUUUGUGACGAACCACUCCUGCUCACAAUGCCAGUGGCAUGUCCAUCCAUAGAACAUUGCCCACUCCGAUGUGAAGCUGGACUCCAGCGUGAUGAACGAGGAUGCUUCCAAUGCGAAUGUGUGCCAACAAACAGACCAGAGCAAUGUCCGGCACUUUCAACUCAAAAUUGUGACAAACAGUGUGCACAUGGAUAUGCAAAAGAUGCAGCAGGAUGUGUAGUGUGCAAAUGUGCCAAAUGUCCACCAUUACACCAGUGUAUGAAACAUUGUCUCUACGGAUUUGAGUCAAAUUCUAUCGGAUGUCCAGUAUGCAAAUGUAGAGCGAUAUCCCGGAUCGAGGCGAAGCUGACUAUACCAGAAAAGAUUGGACGGCUGGCAGGUUGGGAUAAAUGCGUAUCGCUUAGUCCAAGUGGUCGUGUAAUUGAACGAGAUGGUGGUGAAUGGUGGAGUGAUGGCUGUCGUCAUUGUUUCUGCGAACAGAAGCAGGAAUACUGUUCGUUGAUUUCAUGCGCACCAAGGCCUCCAGAUUGUGCCGAAGAGAACUGGGUACACGAAGAAGGUGCCUGCUGUUCAUCCUGCGUGUCCACAGCAAACAAGUCAGCAGUGCUCACAUCGAAGCACGAACAUACCGUAUGCCAAUCCCCUGGAUCUGGUAGAAUAUUUACAGAUGGUGAGACAUGGCAAUUGGCGCCAUGUGUAUCGUGCACAUGCCGCGUCGGACAUGUCUUAUGUAGAGCGGUCGAGUGCCCGGCGAUCGCUUGCCAUCAUCCUGUCAUGCAUCCCGAUGACCAAUGUUGCCCAAAAUGCCCUACGAAUAACACAGAAAUUGUGAACGCUGAUAUGUCAGUGGUUUGCACCGAUGGUUCUGGUAUAGCCCACCAAGCAGGAGCUUCAUGGCGAACAGAUGACUGCACGUCAUGUGAAUGUACUGCUGAAGGAAAAGUGAUCUGCUAUCGACAACAAUGUGACGACGAUACAGCAUGUAAUGGAAAGCCGCUAACAAUCAAAGGACGGUGUUGUCCCGUUUGUGAAGAUGCACUUUCCGCUGCAGUGUGCUCCUUCGAUUCAUCCGUGUAUAGUGUGGGCGAAGAAUGGCGUCAAGACACUUGUACCAACUGUUCUUGUCAGCCUGGUGGACGCACUGUAUGCCGCCAACUGGUGUGUCCACAGUGUGUUGAACCGGUACCGAUAGAGGGACAUUGUUGCCCACUUUGUAAAGAUCAAGGCUGGGCAGCGUUCGAAGGAAGCGGCACUUCAUUAGCACCACCAGCGCCGCAUUCGAAUUCACUACCAUGGAUCGGACUCUGCCUUAUGUCCCUAGCUAUCGUCGGACUCAUUGUUGUGCUGCUCAUUCUCUACAAGAGAAGUCGUGGCGAGACAAAGAAGUCCUUUGAAAACACGUCGUCCUGUGUGCGAUUAUCGGGGUCGAAACCGAUUGGCUCAAUGCCUCAUCUAGUCGACUGGCCGCCGAACUCAAGAAAGGAUUCGCAUGGAGACGGGCAAAGCGAAAGCCUACUGUCUACGGUAAAUCGUCGUAUGAAGGACUACAUAUAGUUUGGUGCUCGUGGGUUUUGUUGGUGUGUUCGAUAUGCAUUGUACAGUGUGAAAUAUCUGACACAAUGACUGCAACCAGCUGCGCUUCAUCUGGAGCAGAUGGACAUAUUGACACUCGUCCACUGACGGUCCGUUCUAAACAUCAGUUCCAGUGUCGAGUAUGAUUCGGUAGAAGGUGUCCACAACGUUAUCGAAAGGCGUUAUUGCUGAUUCAGCAGAAUUUGUCAAAUAACGCAGUCACCAGUGUCGUCAUGUACAGUUCAUUUUAUUUUCUUUGCAUAUCUGCCAGACACACCAUCAUCUGCACGCUGUCCCAACAUUAGAAAUCAAUAUUUCUUCUAUCAAAAGUCAUCUUUUUGGCGAUGGCGUGCAAUUUUCUCAAAUCAGAAUCGUGUACACAAAAUAAUACGGUAGCUCUGUUGUCAUUGGGUGUUCGUACAAGUUUCGGAUCAAAAUUUCGAAUUAAGCCGAUUCUAAUCCAAAGACAUUGAUCUGAACUUGUAUGGAUUCAUCUAAAUUAAUCAUAAUCGCAUGUAAAGUAGGUCACUUAGGUACAAAUCAUCUCCUCCUUAUCUGGUUGUGUCCCAUUAUAUUUGUGGAAUAUCUAUCUCUUAGCUCACUUCAAUACGAUCACGGAAUGGUGUCAAUCUAUCCAUUUUCACAAUCAAAUCCAUAGAAAGUUGUCAACUGAUCAUGUAUUUGUGUCGUCUCCUAAAUUAUCAUGCUCCAAUCCGAAAGCAUUUAUUCUUUUACUCGCGAGUCCCAAUCGCAACACAGGGCAUUGUAUAUACAGCAGCAGCAGCAGCCACGGCAGCAAUGUGUCCUUAUAUUUUUCUUUUUUUCCUGAAACAGCUGAUCGGAAUUCCCGAAAAUAUGUUCGGUUUGAAUUAUGCAUUUUGGCCAUGAAAAAAAAUUGCUGUCUCAUUAUUUGGUGGAAAUCAAUUUGGUCCAAAUGUUCGUUUCAUGUAAUAAUACAUAAUAUAUGUGUCGCAUCGAGCUUUUGUUCAUACGCGUUAUCAAUGCAUAUUGAUUAUUAUUGAUUUUUCUGAGGCGUUGCGCGUUGCACGCAUACGCGCAUGCACAAGUCGUUCUGUCCGGUCAUUUUUCGUUUAGUGUUCGUGUCUUCGAUGUUUUGUGCUAGAUUCGUGCGAAUAAACAGCUU